AUGACCAAGCAACGUUUCACAUCCGAACGAGUGUCCGAUGGGUCCCAACGAAACGCGAAACCUUUGAAAAAUUUGCAGAAUACACAGGAGGCGCCGGACAAGCUCGGGAGCAACCCAAGCCUGAACUUCAUCCACACGGAGCGGCCGCAGUGGGCCACCAAGCCGCUCUCCUCGAACAACCGGCCCGCGGGCCUCGAGUACUCCAAGCCCUACUUUUCGGUGAAAACAACGUCGACGAGUCCGACGACUGCCGGCACGACGCAUCGGCCGUCGAGGCCUACGACGACGAUGACCGCGACCGCCUCCACGUCGUACUACACUGGCCAGUCGACUAGCGCAGCCGGAUCGGUGCCCCAAACGGCUCACUGGCAAGUGACGACGGAGCCGGCCUUCGUCACCCGGCACAAGCCGUCCCUGUCCUCGUCCCUGAGACCCGAGAGCAGCAACGUCUGGCCGCCCAAGCCACCCCACAAGCCCCAGUGGCCCGAGUCCCAGAGGCCGAGCUUCAAGCCCACCGAGACCCAAGAGCACAACCACGUGUACCAGAAGCCCCACUCGGCGCAUUACAUCACCACGUCGUACCUGGAGGCCCCGACGAAAGCUCGACCGACGAAAAAGUCGACGACAGCGGCUCCGGUGACCACCACCUCGACGCCGACCACUUCAACCUCGACCACCUCCUCGACGACCUCCUCGACAACGUCAACGACGACCCACCGGCCGGCACCGAGUACGGCGUCGACGACGCACGCGGUGGAAACAAGCACGGAGGCGAGGACGGGCUCGGUGCUGACGGUGCCAGCUGUGGCCGAGGGUGGUGAGCACCAGCGGGCAAUGUCCUGCGGCGUGCCGGCCCUGUUCCCCAGGAUGCCCGAGACGCGGAUCGUGGGUGGCAAGGAGGCCGCGUUCGGAAAGUGGCCGUGGCAGGUGUCGGUGCGCCGGACGUCCUUUUUCGGCUUCUCGAGCACGCACAGGUGCGGCGGUGCGGUCCUCAACGACAACUGGAUCGCCACCGCUGGUCACUGCGUCGACGACCUGUUGACGUCGCAGAUCCGGAUAAGGGUGGGCGAGUACGACUUCUCAUCGGUGCAGGAGCGUCUGCCCUACGUUGAGCGGGGCAUCACGAAAAAGGUGGUCCAUCCGAAGUACAAUUUUUUCACCUUCGAGUACGAUCUGGCCCUGGUGAGGCUCGAGUCGCCCCUUACCUUCGCGGCCCACAUAUCGCCCAUCUGUUUGCCGGCGAGCGACGAGCUGCUCAUCGGGGAGAACGCUACGGUCACCGGCUGGGGGAGGCUCAGCGAGGGUGGCACUUUGCCCUCGAUUUUGCAGGAGGUAUCCGUGCCGAUCGUGAGCAACGACAGGUGCAAAUCAAUGUUCCUCAGAGCUGGCAGGCACGAGUUUAUACCUGAAAUAUUUCUCUGCGCUGGAUUUGAAAACGGUGGCCAGGACUCGUGUCAGGGCGAUUCAGGCGGUCCACUGCAGGUACGGGGCAAGGACGGCCGUUACUUCCUCGCCGGUAUUAUCUCUUGGGGCAUCGGCUGCGCCGAAGCCAACUUACCUGGCGUGUGCACGAGAAUCUCGAAAUUCGUCCCUUGGAUCCUCAAAAACGUCACAUGA
Molecule: messenger RNA, 1617 nt
Organism: Copidosoma floridanum
Lineage: Eukaryota; Metazoa; Arthropoda; Insecta; Hymenoptera; Encyrtidae
Biological process (GO): proteolysis
Molecular function (GO): serine-type endopeptidase activity
Source: RefSeq, a predicted model, not a curated record